Ostrinia nubilalis (European corn borer) is the source of this 2309-nucleotide messenger RNA. It is a transcript of the gene Miro, whose product is annotated as mitochondrial Rho GTPase. The coding region runs from base 227 to 2155 and encodes 642 amino acids. Gene Ontology annotation, molecular function: calcium ion binding; GTP binding; GTPase activity. NCBI's taxonomy places the organism in Eukaryota, Metazoa, Arthropoda, Insecta, Lepidoptera, Crambidae. Gene Ontology annotation, cellular component: mitochondrial outer membrane. Gene Ontology annotation, biological process: mitochondrion organization; small GTPase-mediated signal transduction. The transcript is spliced from 12 exons. The record is from RefSeq and is a predicted model, not a curated record.
CAGUUUGCCAGAUGCGUUGAUUUUUUGGGGCCUCGGCCGACCGAUUUUCAAUCUGUGGGUUAAAUAAAAUAUUGGUAAUUUACAAAAUACAAAGAAUUAUUAAUAGAAAUUUAAUAAAGUAAGUGAAUUAAAAGAUAUAUGUAGUUAAUAAAAGUAAAACUUCAUUAACAUUAGCGCAUUUACUAUGUUUACGUAAUACCGGAACAUUUUAACAUUUCUUCACAAAAUGGUUUACGAGACUUUACCCCGGACUGUUCGAAUUCUUCUACUUGGUGAUCCUGGUGUUGGAAAAACUUCGCUAAUUCUAUCUUUAGUGACUGAAGAGUUUACCGAACAUGUGCCCUCUAAAGCUGAAGAGAUCACCAUCCCAGCUGAUGUUACACCUGAGCAAGUACCAACCAACAUAGUUGAUAUUUGUGUUGCAGAGCAAUCUUUAGAGCAAGUAGCUGAAGAAAUAGAGAAAGCACAUGUUAUAUGCAUAGUAUUUUCUGUAGACAAACAAGAAACUCUAAGUAAAAUAGCUUCUUAUUGGCUGCCCUUCGUUAGAGAUAACUGCCCAGAUGAUAUUAGAAAACCAGUAAUUCUAGUUGGAAACAAAAUUGAUUUGAUUGAUUAUUCAGUUAUUGAUAAUAUCUGGGAUAUAGCUGAGGAGUACCCGGAGGUGGAUAGAUGCAUAGAAUGUUCUGCAAAAACCCUGACAAAUGUAUCGGAAAUGUUUUACAAUGCACAAAAGGCUGUAUUACAUCCUAUAAGUCCAAUUUACUCUAUUGAGGAGCAAGAGUUGACAGAGAAAUGUAAAAGAGCACUAUCCAGAAUUUUUAAGAUCUGUGACUUAGAUGGAGAUGGCCUUUUAGAUGAUUACGAAGUGACUGUUUUCCAGAGGAAAUGUUUUGACACACCAUUGCAAUUGCAGGUUUUAGAUGAAGUAAAGUCAGUAAUUGCCCAAAAUGUUGCUGGUGGAAUUGAAAAUGAGUGUAUAACAAUAAAAGGAUUUAUAUUUUUACAUUGCUUGUUCAUACAAAGGGGAAGGAAUGAAACCACUUGGACAGUUCUACGCAAGUUUGGAUAUGAUGAAAGUUUAGAGUUAACACAUAGUUACUUAUAUGCUAAUAUUAAGGUUCCAGUAGGUUGUACUUCAGAGUUGUCUUAUAAAGGCCAACAGUUCCUGACACAGCUGUUUGAGAAGUAUGACAAAGAUAAAGAUGGCAUGUUGAACCCAACAGAGUUGAAGAAUGUAUUUUCAUGCUGUCCCAGAAUACCAUGGCAUAAUUUACGAUACACGGUUCCAACUAAUGACAAGGGAUAUUUGACAUUGCAAGGAUGGAUGUGUAGAUGGACUCUAAUGACAUUAUUAGACUUACAAAACACUAGUGCUUACUUAGCAUAUUUAGGUUUUAAUUUCUUGGAAAAUGAGACUCAAAAAUCUGCAAUACACAUAACUCGUGAGAAAAAAGUUGACAUUGCCAAGAAACAAUCCAGUCGUAAUGUUUACCAGUGUCACGUCAUCGGGCCAAGGUCGUGCGGCAAGACGUCUAUAUGUCGAAGCUUCCUCGGUAUAGCACAUAAGAAAAUAAAGCCGCACGCACACGAGCGCGGCGACGGCAACAGCAGCGACCACUGCUGCAUCAACACGGUGGCGGUGUACGGGCAGGAGAAGUACCUGGUGCUGCGCGAGAUCCCCAUCACGCGCGUGUCCGACCCGCUGCAGCCGCACGAGGUCAACUGCGACGUGGCCUGCCUGGUGUACGACGUGGCCGCCAGCCGCUCCUUCGAGUACAUCGCCAGGAUAUACAUUAAAUACUUCGCCGAGAGUCACAUUCCAGUGCUGAUAGUGGGCACGCGCGGCGAGCCGCUGCCCGCGCGCCAGGAGUACAUCCUGCAGCCCGACGUGUUCUGCGGCAAGUACCAGCUGCUGCCGCCGCAGACCUUCCACGUGCGCGAGAACAAGCACGACGUGUUCGUCAAGCUGGCCACCAUGGCCGCCUUCCCUCAAUUUCAAGCUGCUUGGAUUUUAUUCAGCAAGCACAAGCAUUUGAAGCACUUCGCCAGCCUCGGCGGGGAUAACUCAUCGUGGUGGAAGGCCGGCAUCGGCGUGGCGGCGGCCACGGUCAUGGGCUUCAUGCUGAUCAAGAUAUUCAGCUUCCAGAGAAGAUAAAUACUCACUGCCACCUUCAUGUCAAAAAGAAUUAUACUAUGUAUUAAUUUCAAACGCAAUAAUUUAUUUCUUAUUUAUGAACCAAAGAAAAAAUAUACAGAGUAUAGAAAAUAAUUUGUUUCCAGAACAAAUUAAAGUACUUAAAAAUAUAGAA